AUGACCUAUGCAGUGAACCAGACUUCAGUAAAAGUGAUUGCAUCGUCUACAUUAGAGAACCAAGAAUGUAUCGAGGUAGAGUUUUUGGCUCCCUUGCAUCAUCUUCAUCCGGAAGAAAGGAAGAAUGAGAAAGAAGAAGACUUCUUGGUUUGUUUGAAGAACGAGGUGAACUUCUUUGAGCAGGCAGAAAAUGGAACUUCGAGCUGUGAGAAUGUCUUAGGAGUUUCUUUCGUAGAAAAGGAUGACUCGGUUCUGACAACAAGCCCAGGGAGUUGUUCGACCUUCGAAAGUGAAGACCGUGUUACCGAUCAUGACAAGAUCGUAGAAGCUCGUGACAAAGCUUCUUCUUCGUUGCCCCCUUCCACUGAUUCCUCUAUUGUGGCAGAAGUAGAGGCUGUUGAGACAAUUAAUAAAUCAACGACACUGAGUCUCCGAGAAGAUAUUGCGAGUGCCAACGUCCGCGAACAUUUGACUUGCGAUUUGAAUGAAACGUCAUCAGCCGGCGAGACCGAGAACUCUGUGGAAGUGGAAGACGGGACAACUUUGACAAUCGACAAAACCAUCGAUGCACCACCAGUACCUACUUCAAAGGUUAAAAUGAUUGGUCCCUUCUUGAGCGACCAAAUGACAUCACCAAUAGCAUGUGCUGAACUAUUAAAUGAGAAAGAAGCAGAACUGACACAAAAUGAGCACAUGGACAGUGAAGCAGAAGGAAGGCCGAAAACCAAGGCAGUGAACGAAAGAGCAUCCCGAGAGAUAGCAAUACCACGCUCCUUGCAUAUCGACUUCCCAAAGCAGGUAGGAAUGCAAAGUCACAACGAUACCAGUUUUGUCAACGCAAUGUUUGACUAUGUGAACAUUGCAAGCUCGCCCUCUCAAGAUGAGAGCAUAAUUGGCGACCUUGAUGAUUCGUCCUCGGCAGGUGAAAUUGCAGAGAAAGAUGGCAGUCAUAUGUAUCACUAUUUCGAUAAGAAAGAUCCCAACCUGGACGAACAGCAGCAACGAAUUGACGAGACGAGGAACAAGCAAAAAAUGACAAAAGAUAUGUUUAACUAUAUUCUUCACGCUGGAAGUGAUGAUGCCAGUCUUUUGGAUCUCCAUUCUUCGAGUAGUGACGAGAUUGAUACCAUGUACUACGAUUGCUAA
Messenger RNA from Cylindrotheca closterium, 1146 nucleotides. NCBI's taxonomy places the organism in Eukaryota, Bacillariophyta, Bacillariophyceae, Bacillariales, Bacillariaceae. The record is from the annotation of a GenBank genome assembly.